AUGCUUAUCUUGGCCCCUUUCAUUCUGUUUCUGGCGACGGCCGCGGCCUUGCAGAGCCCUCAUCGAAAGGCCCCUUCGAUCAAACACCCAGCUAAAUCAUUUCACAAGAGAAGCAAUUCGGUCGCUAAGUCGGGGCACCACUAUUUAAACCACAAUACGCAGAAAUACCUUGUCGAUGGGGCACAUUUCCCUCAAGUCCCAUUCGAUAUUGGCGAGAGUUACGCUGGCCUCUUAUCCAAUGCCCCCCACGGGGAGUCCAGCCUGUUCUUCUGGUUCUUCCCAUCUACCAAUCCAAAAGCAGAUAAAGAGAUAACGAUCUGGCUUAACGGAGGCCCCGGUUGCAGUUCUUUGGAUGGGUUGCUUCAAGAGAACGGGCCGUUCCUUUGGCAGUCUGGGACAUAUGCGCCCGUCCGAAACCCCUUCUCAUGGUCCAAUUUGACCAACAUCGUCUACAUCGACCAACCAGCCGGUACUGGACUAUCACCGGGGCCGGCUACCGUUCAGAACGAGAUCGAUGUCUCAAACCAAUUUAAUGGUUUCUGGAAGAGAUUCAUCCAAACAUUUAGUAUGCAGGGAUACAAGAUUUACAUCACUGGCGAAAGCUAUGCUGGGCAAUAUAUUCCGUAUUUAGCCUCUGGGAUGCUGGAUCAAAACGAUACGACUCAUUUCAACCUCAAAGGCAUACAAAUCAAUGAUCCAUCCAUCAACGAGGACAAUGUCAUGAUAUAUGCCCCUGCGGUCCCUGCUCUGAAUUACUUCUCCACGGUCUUUUCCCUCAAUGACACAUUCAUGACUGAAAUCAACAAGCGUGCAGAUGAGUGUGGCUACAACCAGUUUCUCGACAAGGCUCUGACCUUUCCCCCGCCUAAACAUUUCCCAACCGCGCCAGAUCCCAGUCGACGUGGUUGCGACGUUUGGGACCAGAUCAUCAAGGCAGCUACCUACAUUAACCCAUGCUUCAACAUAUAUCAUCUCACAGACUUCUGCCCGUUUUUGUGGGAUGAAAUGGGCUUCCCGUCGCUAGCUGGCGGACCAAAUAACUAUUUCAACCAAUCCGCUGUACAAAAGGCCUUACACAUUUCACCUACCAACUACGCUGUCUGUGGUGGAAACAUUUUCCCCAACGGUGAUGGAUCAGCACCCAGUGCUCUCGGACCACUUCCUAGUGUGAUUGAGCGCACUAAUAAUGUCCUCAUUGGACAUGGUUGGUAUGAUUACCUCCUAUUCAUGAAUGGAACCUUGGCAACCAUCCAGAACAUGACAUGGAAUGGGCUCCAGGGCUUCCAGAAGCCCCCGGUUGAGCCAUUGCUAGUGCCAUAUACAGAUUCCCUGAACGCGAUCGCAAAUGGCAAUGGGCAGGUCCCUUUUACUGCUGAUGCGGGGGCUGGAAUUCUGGGGACGGCUCAUACUGAACGUGGCUUGACAUUUAGUACUGUAUAUGGAUCUGGACACGAGAUCCCACAGUAUACCCCCGGUGCCGCCUACAGGCAGCUCGAGUUCUUACUUGGUCGGAUUAAAAGCCUCCAGGACACGGGUCCCUUCACAACUCAUUAGGAAAUUUGCGUUGGUUGGCCCAUGCAGUAGCUGGAUACUGGUGAGAGUGUUGUCAAUAUGCUGCGAAGAGCGAACUCCAG
This is a messenger RNA of Penicillium subrubescens, 1634 nucleotides long. RefSeq lists its product as uncharacterized. The record is from RefSeq and is a predicted model, not a curated record. The transcript has 5 exons. Bases 1 to 1554 code for a protein of 517 amino acids. Gene Ontology annotation, molecular function: serine-type carboxypeptidase activity. Gene Ontology annotation, biological process: proteolysis. NCBI's taxonomy places the organism in Eukaryota, Fungi, Ascomycota, Eurotiomycetes, Eurotiales, Aspergillaceae.